UCCUCGCUUUCCUGAGCCCCACCGGGGCACCCGCCGGCGCCCUCGCUGAGUGGCUGCGGGCUCCGGCCUGGCCGUGGGAUGUUAGCGGUGGGGGCGAUGGAGGGCACCCGGCAGAGCGCGUUCCUGCUCAGCAGCCCUCCCCUGGCUGCCCUGCACAGCAUGGCCGAAAUGAAGACCCCUCUGUACCCCGCGGCGUACCCCCCCUUGCCCGCCGGCCCCCCCUCUUCUUCCUCCUCCUCGUCCUCCUCGUCGUCGCCCUCUCCGCCUUUGGGUGCCCACAACCCAGGCAGCCUGAAGCCCCCGACCACGGGGGGGCUCUCAUCCCUGGGCAGCCCCCCACAGCAGCUCUCGGCCGCCACCCCCCACGGCAUCAACGACAUCCUGAGCCGGCCCUCCAUGCCCGUGGCCUCAGGGGCCGCCCUGCCCUCCGCCUCGCCCUCGGGUUCCUCCUCCUCCUCCUCGUCCACCUCCGCUUCCUCCGCUUCGGCAGCUGCAGCGGCGGCUGCAGCCGCUGCAGCCGCCGCCUCAUCCCCAGCGGGGCUGCUGGCUGGCCUGCCCCGCUUCAGCAGCCUGAGUCCGCCGCCGCCGCCGCCUGGGCUCUACUUCAGCCCCAGCGCAGCGGCCGUGGCCGCGGUAGGUCGGUACCCCAAGCCGCUGGCCGAGCUGCCCGGCCGGACGCCCAUUUUCUGGCCAGGAGUUAUGCAGAGCCCACCCUGGAGGGACGCCCGCCUGGCCUGCACCCCUCAUCAAGGAUCCAUUUUGCUGGACAAAGACGGGAAGAGAAAACACACAAGACCCACGUUUUCUGGCCAGCAGAUCUUCGCUCUGGAGAAGACUUUCGAACAAACGAAAUACUUGGCGGGGCCCGAGAGGGCUCGCUUGGCCUAUUCGCUGGGGAUGACGGAGAGUCAGGUCAAGGUCUGGUUCCAGAACCGCCGGACCAAGUGGAGGAAGAAGCACGCGGCCGAGAUGGCCACGGCCAAGAAGAAGCAGGAUUCGGAGACCGAGCGGCUCAAGGGCGCCUCGGAGAACGAGGAGGAGGACGACGACUACAACAAGCCCCUGGACCCCAACUCGGACGACGAGAAGAUCACGCAGCUGCUGAAGAAGCACAAGUCGAACGGCGGCGGCGGCGGCGGCCUCCUGCUGCACGCGUCGGAGAACGAGAGCUCGUCCUGAGCGCCCGCCGCCCCCCAC
Molecule: messenger RNA, 1197 nt
Organism: Mustela erminea (ermine)
Lineage: Eukaryota; Metazoa; Chordata; Mammalia; Carnivora; Mustelidae
Gene: NKX6-1
Product: NK6 homeobox 1
Exons: 3
Coding region: 79-1179 (366 amino acids)
Biological process (GO): cell differentiation; regulation of transcription by RNA polymerase II
Cellular component (GO): nucleus
Molecular function (GO): RNA polymerase II cis-regulatory region sequence-specific DNA binding; DNA-binding transcription factor activity, RNA polymerase II-specific
Source: RefSeq, a predicted model, not a curated record